Messenger RNA from Leptomonas pyrrhocoris, 1140 nucleotides. RefSeq lists its product as hypothetical. The transcript has a single exon. The record is from RefSeq and is a predicted model, not a curated record. NCBI's taxonomy places the organism in Eukaryota, Euglenozoa, Kinetoplastea, Trypanosomatida, Trypanosomatidae. The coding region runs from base 1 to 1140 and encodes 379 amino acids. Gene Ontology annotation, cellular component: Golgi apparatus.
AUGGGUAGUGCGCAGCAGCGAGUUGGCGAACUGACUGAAGAGGUUGCGGAGGUGCGUGCGGAUCUGAAUGCUAAAAAUGCCUCUUUGGAGAAGUUGGAGGAAAGUCUUGUUGCUUGGAAGGACAAGGUGAAGGCGGCAAAGGUUGGUGACACGGAGCGGAUUCAGGCUCUGGAAAAAGAGCUGGGGAUGCUGCAGUCAGAAGCGGUGGACGUGUUCCGCUCCGUUGCAGGUUUCCAUGGCAGUACUGAGCCGGUGCAGGUGGUGGAAAAGCUUCCAGAUGAUUGGGUUUCGACAGUCAACUGGUACCUUAUUGAGGUGCAGACCACUGUCAACGCGUUCUGCGAGGAGUCGAGUGUCAGCGUUGGCGAAUCAAGUGUGAUGGCCUCCAUUGAAGCAAUGUCUUCUUUCUUAAAACAGGAAAAAGAAACCAUGAGGGAAGCAGUCGCGGCGAAGGUGCAGAGUGAAGCUGAAGUCGCAUCUCUCAAGGAAACAGUGGCCACGCUGACCACUCACUGCUCUGAAGCAGAUGCGCGCAUUGCGUCUCUCAAGUCUGAGGCGGCCAACUCCUCUGCACAGGAAGAGCGCAUCCGCGAAGUGGAGGCCGAAAACACGGAACUGAAGACGCGCUGCGACCUGCUGCGCAAGGAACUGCAGCGGCAACGGGAGGCGGUGCACCGAGAGCGGGCCCAGCAGCACGACGCGGCGGGAGCGGAGUCACCAGCGUCGACCAGCGCGGAAAGCGCGAGUGCUGUGCAGUCUGUUUUGCGGGCAGCAGCCGGCGGCAUAACGGACCGCGACGUGGCGUCUUUUGUCAGCAGCCAGGGCUCUCAAGAUGGCCUGGUGCGAUCGAACAAGUCCAAGCUGGAACAGCUGGCGAAGCAGAAUGAGGAGCUGAAGCGAGAAAACGCCCAUAACAACUCUGUCAUCGCGCAGUACAUCCGAGAACUUGAGGGCUACAAGGCAAACGAGCGCAUCCAAAUCGGUAUUGAGUACCUGCGCAACAUCGUGCACCAGUACCUGUGCGCAGCAGAUGAUCUUCGGCCGAAGAUGAUCCCGGCGAUUUGCACGGUCUUGGAGUUCAACAACAAGCAAAAAAGCGAUGUACUGGCGGCGAACCCGCGCUGCCCGCGAUUUCACUGA